This is a messenger RNA of Colletotrichum godetiae, 2338 nucleotides long. RefSeq lists its product as uncharacterized. Gene Ontology annotation, cellular component: fungal-type vacuole membrane. The record is from RefSeq and is a predicted model, not a curated record. The transcript has a single exon. Gene Ontology annotation, biological process: vacuole fusion, non-autophagic. NCBI's taxonomy places the organism in Eukaryota, Fungi, Ascomycota, Sordariomycetes, Glomerellales, Glomerellaceae. Bases 433 to 2028 code for a protein of 531 amino acids. Gene Ontology annotation, molecular function: phospholipid binding.
GGCGGCGUUCGUCUUGCAUUUCUCCAAAAAAGAUCUCCAACCACAACUUUUCCUUUUCUUUCCCUUUUUUAUUAUCUUCAUCGAUCCUGCGGGAGCACUUCUCAUCGCCAGCUCUCAAUCAUUUUUUUUCAUCUAUUAUUGGGCCUUCGCCGAACCCCCGAACAUGUCACCGUCCGGACCGGCGUUGUACAGAGCACGAUAAACAAAACAAAGCCCAUAACUCGACGUCUCGUCGCACACACACACACACACACCCCCCGGCACAUCGCAACCCCGAAGCCCCGAGAUCUUCCUCCCCUCCCCAAAGAUACCAUACUCCCCGCAGCCGUUGCUAUCGUCAACAGGACAAAGAAGAAAAGCAGGCGCGCCCAGACGGCGAAAGAGAGACAAAGGCCAUCACCAAACUUACGAUAAAAAGCUCCAAGCCCGACGAUGGCAUCACAAGGCGCACCAGGCGACUCCCGCCCCAUAACCCCAACGCCCUCACAACUCCCGCCCGUCCCCGCGUCGCCAGUCUACUCCCUCGCCUCGACCGCGAACCCCCUCUCCUCCUACCACCUGCCCCUCCCGCCACCACCGCAGCCCGUCCACGCCGUCCUCACAAAGUCCGACCUCGAGUCCUCCCAGACGGCCUACACCGAUCUCAUCCAGUCCGCAAAGGCCUACCGCAUCGCCCUCGCCUCCCUCUCGACCGCCGCAUCCGCCUUCGGCUCCGCACUCGAGUCCUGCGCAAGACUAAAAGAAGCCCGCGCCGAGUCUCUAUCAGGCGGCAUAAACGGUCUUUCGGGAGGCGGAGGAGGCGGCGGUGGCGGAGGCCUGUUAUCAGCGAGCUUCACCGCCGGUGGACCAAAGGGCUCCUGCACCGCCGACCUGCUCCUCUCCGCCUCGGGCGUCCACCACCUCGUCGCAAACCACCAGCAGAUCCUCUCCGAGACCGUGUACCGCGACUUUGAGGUCCCCUUACUUCACGAGCUAGACCAAUGGCGACAGCGCGUCGACGACGAAGAGGAGGCCUACGUGCGCGAGGUGAAGGCCCGCAACGCCGAGAUCAGGAAGCUGGAAAAGGAAGGGCUGAAGCUGCAUAAGCAGCGCAGGCGGGACGUGGGCAAGUUCAGGGCGCACCUCGUGGACUUGACGACGAGGCUCGAUGGGUUGACGUCGUUGCACGGGGAGCACGCGCGGACGCUGCUCAGGGAGAGCCAGGAUACCAGCGGCCGGAUCCUCGAGUCGUCGUGUAGUCUUGUGCGCGCCGAGGUCGACAUCUUUGAGUCGCUUGCGCGCAAGGGGUGGAGUGGCGGCGGGCUGGACGAGUUAUUGGAAAAGGGCGCGGAUCUGUUUGCCAGCGACGAGGUCGGUGAUCACUCUGGCCUGGGGAGCGUUAUUGGCGGUGGUGUAGGCGGUGGCGGCGGGUCGGCUGAGACGGCGAAGCUGUUUAGCAUUCUUCCGCCCAAGAGUAUCCUCGCGGACGCGGCGUCGGAUAUGACGAGACGAGGGGGCCACGUGAGGGGCGAUAGUCUGCUGAGCGAUCCGGAGCGGUACCAGAGUCUUGCGGCUGCCGCGGGAGGGCCGUCGCCUGGCUUCGGUGGAGACGAUAACGAUACGGAUAGUAUCUUUUCCGAGACGAAUUUCAACCGGCCCAGAGGCGUGAGGCCGUUUUCGCCCCAGCCUAUCCGGCGGCACGCUACCGACGUUACGUUUGAUAGUUUGGGGGUCGGGCUGAGUGAGGAGUCGAGGGGCGAGGAAGACAAGGUUGCAGAGGAUGAGGUGGAACAGAGGCAGCACGAUGUGCUCAUGGAGGAAGACGAGGGAGAGACUCUUGAGGAGAGGCCCAAUUGGGGCGACGAGCCGGUUGAUUCCAAGACUCCUACCGAAAGAGGAGAAGAAGAACAAGGCGACACUGCGACAUUGCUGGGAGAAGCUGCCGUCGUGGAAGACACAACCGAGCAAGACGAGGCGGUACUCGCAAGCGGUUCGGAAGAGAGAGGGCGGCCGGGGCGGCGGUGGAGUGUAAAUGAAGACGACGCCUAGAUGUUUUACUUUCAGUCCGAGGUUCGGUGGUUGCUCUGCUAGGGGGUUUUAACGGUGGCAGGAAAAACUCAUGAUUCAUUCUUGUUAUACCCAUUUAGAGGCGGCGUUGUUUUAUCUUCUACUUACCUGGUGGAUUGAGGGGACGGUACGAUCCUCUCUCUCUCGUCAUCCCCUUUUGGCGCUUGGCAUAGAUACAUAGUCUGUUAUACAUAUUUUGGUUAACCAACUCUUUUUGCACAUAAUUUCGCACCUCACGAUUCUUAGUCUCAAAACUGUUAUGUAUCUUUUCGCCUAAGCUUCUUUGAAUCUU